AGGAAGGAGUUCUCCGGUCGUCUGUAAGACAGCACUGAGGGCUUAAAAACCACGCAGCCGCUUUCUACAUGCACCUAUACACAUUUUUAAAAGCCUGCUCCAAAACACACAUGGAAUUACGACAUAGUUUAUUUGAUGCAUGAAAGGAAUUUGUGACAGCCAGACCGAGGACAUUUUCGUCUAGUUCAUGAAUUAAAGAAACAAAGUUGUUGCCAUGACGACAGACGAAGCGGAGAGUAACCAGAAGAAGCCACGGCAGCAGGACGAAGCUGGCCAGGAAGCUGGCCCACCCUCACCGGAAGAAGAGCAGCUCCGGCCUCGUACUCGCAACUCGGCUGGACGUGGGCUGUCACGCCUCUUCUCCUCCUUCCUGAAGAGGCGCUCACAGUGUGAAGGGGAGGUCGGAGAGAAGGAGGACAAAGGAGGAGAAGAAGCGAAGGCUCCUAUUGCUGACCCAGAACCCGAGCUGAGGAUUGAGGGAGACGUUGCUCUCGACCAGCACUCAGUCAGCAGCACUGAGGCACAGCUUGCUCAGGUAGAUCAUAAAGAAGAAGCUGAAGAGAGGCGUGGAAAGGAUAAAGAGGAAGAGAAGGAGAAAGGAGACGAGGCUGCUCUGGGGAAGGAAGAGGAGGAGGAGGGGCUUAACCCUGAAGAAGGCAGAGAGGGAGAGAAGGAGGAGAAGACAGCAGAGGAAGAGGCCAAACCUCCUAAAGUCCUCCGUCGGCCCAAGAUCAUGCAGAUUAAAGUCACCCUGCUGGAUGACACUGUAUAUGAGUGUGAGUUGGAGAAACAUGCCAAUGGCCAAGAGCUAUUCAUCAAGGUGUGUGAUCACCUCAACCUGUUGGAGAGGGACUACUAUGGCCUGGUCAUCUGGGAGACACCCACCGUGAAGACUUGGAUGGACUUGGCCAAGGAGAUUCGCAGGCAGGUACAAGGCACCAACUAUAAUUUCACAUUUAAUGUGAAAUUCUACCCACCGGAUCCAGCUCAGCUUUCUGAAGACAUAACAAGGUACUACCUAUGUCUCCAGCUGCGUAAGGACAUCCUGCAGGGCCGGUUGCCCUGCUCCUUUGUCACCCUGGCCCUGCUGGGUUCCUACGCCCUGCAGUCGGAGCUGGGUGAGUACGAUCCCGAGGUGCAUGCCAGUGACUACGCCAAGGACAUGAAGCUGGCCCAGGGCCAAACCAAAGAGCUGGAGGACAAGAUGAUGGAGUUGCACCGCACAUACAGGUCAAUGAGCCCAGCCCAGGCAGACAUGAUGUUCCUCGAGAAUGCCAAGAAACUCGCCAUGUAUGGGCUUGACCUUCACCAGGCCAAGGAUCUUGAUGGGGUGGACAUCAUGCUGGGGGUUUGCUCCAGUGGUCUGAUGGUUUACAAGGACAAACUGAGGAUCAAUCGUUUCCCAUGGCCCAAGGUCCUAAAAGUUUCAUACAAACGCAGCAGCUUUUUCAUCAAAAUAAGGCCAUCAGAGUUGGAACAGUAUGAGAGUGCAAUUGGCUUCAAACUACCCAAUUACAAGGCAUCCAAGAAGCUGUGGAAAGUGUGUGUUGAACAUCAUACCUUUUUCAGGCUGACAUCCACUGAGGUGGCCACCACUCCCAGGAAGUUCCUGGCAUUGGGCUCUAAGUUUCGCUACAGUGGCCGGACCCAGGCCCAGACACGCCAGGCCAGCUCUUUAAUAGACAGACCGGCCCCUCUUUUCCAGCGCUCAUCCAGCAAGAGGAAUUCACGGAGCCUGGAUGGAGCCAUGGCAUCCACUCCAGACAAAACCACUCGCCCAGUCAGUGCGCCCAUCAUGUCACCAGUGUCUCCUGGGGAGCCUGCUCCAUCACCUCUGCCCUCUGCUUUGCCUCACACCGUGCGCCAUGAAAGCUCCACACCCAAGGGCAAAUCCCGCUCAGCAGACAGGAAGGCAGAGAUAAAGGUGGAGAGCCAUUCAGCAGAGUCUACCAAAACCCAGAACCCCAGACAGGAGUCUACUCCAGAAAUCAAGACAGUGGCCAGGAGAGAGCGGAGGCAUUCCCCCGCUGUGACCACUGCCAAUGGGGAGAGGGAGAAAAAGAGCCAGCGCUCUCCCCAGGACAGAACAAAGGUGGACACGAUGCGAGUGAGGAAGCUAAACCCUAAAGGCUUGGCAUGCACUAUUUUCCUCUCUAAUUCUAAUGAUCUGGAUAAGACCCAGACUGAGAUCAUGCGUCACCACACGAGCAUUAGUGAGCUGAAGAGAAGUUUCAUGGAGUCAGUACCAGAGCCUCGCCCCAGCGAGUGGGACAAGCGUCUGUCCACCAACUCACCUUUCCGCACCGCCAGCAUCAAUGGCCAGCUGCAGCCAGCAUCUCCUGUGCUGAAGACCCAGACAAUAACCAUCUCAGACGUCACCAACUCAAUGAGAGGAACUGUGGCUAACAAGGAGGUUCCCAUAGUGCACACAGAGACCAAAACCAUCACAUAUGAGUCAGCACAGCCGGUGGACAGCCUGGCUGAGAGGGAAUCGGGAGUGCUACUGAGUGCCCAGACUAUCACCUCUGAGACCGUCAGCACCACCACCACCACCCAGAUCACCAAGACAGUGAAAGGAGGAAUAUCUGAGACUCGCAUUGAGAAGAGGAUUGUCAUCACCGGAGACACCGAGAUCGAUCAUGAUAAGGCUUUGGCCCAGGCUAUAAAGGAGGCAAAGGAACAGCAUCCAGAUAUGUCUGUUACCAAAGUGGUGGUGCACCAGGAAACAGAGAUCACCCCAGAGUAACAGGCUGAACCCUGGGAAGGAAAAAACACUCAGCUGCCCCCACCCUCUCCUCACUUGUGUCAUCAUUUCCACGUUUUACCUCAGUGCCCCCCACCGCCACACCCAGCUGCACUGCCUUGGAUGAUAAACACCAGACCAAAUCAGAGGGAAAAAGCUUGAACUUGGACCCCUGGACUUAGACCUCCAUGCUUGUGGAGUUUGGCCUGAAGGAGAUGGAAUUGUCAGAAAAAAAAAAAAAAAAAACCUUCCAAGAAUCCUCCGGUAUUCCCCACAAUCCCCCCCCCCACCCCCCCCCCCCCCCCCCCCCCCUCUUUUCCUCACUGCCAAAAGACAAAGCACUGGACUGAUCGAAAUUUCUUUUUCUUUUCUUUUUUUUAAGGAGAAAUGAAAAUAAAUUACAGCAUUUGUGGAUUUAUUCCUCUCCGAUUUGUCUGGAGAUUUUAAGAAAAUUUUCAAGGGCAUUUGGUCUUUUAAUCUUGAGAUUACUGGUACUUUAUUUUUCUACAGCUUUUCUUACCAUCAUAAUUGAUUAUCAACAACUUGGAGGUCAAGUUUUUUUAAUGACUUGUUCCAAACUACAUCAAGAAUGGGAUUGUGGGUGAUUUUUCUUGGGACUGUACAUCAUCAGGGCAUAAGGAUUCCUCUCAAGUUUUAAUACUGGUGUCAUCUCAUGUACAGUAAAUAUUAUUUUAUUUUCCCUCUCAAUGUGAAAAAAUAUUUUUUCAAUGUAUGUGUAAAAAGAUUGAUAAGAUAAUAAUUUGGGGGAUGAUUGUUACAUCUUUUGCUUGUUUAAGAUAAGUUGGCAUUUUUUCAGUCCAUAUCUCACUAGGAUGUGGCUUUAUCACAACCGAGGAGACAACAGUAUGUUGCAAUGAUGACAAUUUUAUUUCAUUAUUUAUUCUCAUCUUUUUUGUGUUUUGCAUUUUAGAUAGCCUGCCUAAGUACAGGUAUAUGUAGCUUCAUGGUUUUGUAUUAAGCAGAUCACCAGCUAGAGCUCUGUUAAUUUGUACUGGGCAUGGCAGCAAUGUUUUGUUCUGCAUACAUUUCAUUCUCACGUGUUUCUACUUUUCUACCAAAAGGGGCAGUGUGUACUCAGCCAACCCAGAAUGUUUCCCAUAUAACUCAAACAGCAUUGAAAUUAGUUAGAUAGACUUAAAUGGUAGACUUGGGUAGACUUAAAUGACAAUUGCAAAAGCAACUCUUUUCAUUAUCAGUCUCUACAAGGAGAUAAAUAUUGUUAUGGUAAUGUAUAUUAAGUAUAUUAAUUUACGCUGCAAGGUAUAAGGCCAGAAGAUUAAAUCCAACCUCCUGUGUAGUAUGCACUGUCCCUUCAAAAUAGACACAUAUUUAGUACAGCACAUGCAUUUUCUAAUGUUUGGUCUAUUUUAAAACAUGAUGCUUUUUUAGUACAAAUAAUAUUCUGUGCAGCCCCUAAUGUGUUGUAGUUACUUCAGUGUGCUGUCGUCUUCAUCAUGGCACUCCAUUUUCUUUUGUCUGACCUGGGAGCUGAAAACAAGCAAACCAACACAUAUAGGUUUGUGUUUCGUUCUUAGUUGUGAACCUUCUCUUUCCCAUUACUGGAAAACAAAAUGUAAUAAAAGAGCACCAUGCACUGAAUAAACACAAGUGUAGACACUUUA
Myripristis murdjan (pinecone soldierfish) is the source of this 4386-nucleotide messenger RNA. RefSeq names its product erythrocyte membrane protein band 4.1a (gene epb41a). The coding region runs from base 215 to 2746 and encodes 843 amino acids. Gene Ontology annotation, biological process: actomyosin structure organization; cortical actin cytoskeleton organization. The transcript has 21 exons. NCBI's taxonomy places the organism in Eukaryota, Metazoa, Chordata, Actinopteri, Holocentriformes, Holocentridae. The record is from RefSeq and is a predicted model, not a curated record. Gene Ontology annotation, molecular function: actin binding; structural molecule activity. Gene Ontology annotation, cellular component: cytoskeleton; plasma membrane.